Scophthalmus maximus (turbot) is the source of this 4346-nucleotide messenger RNA. Its product is annotated as zinc finger MIZ domain-containing protein 2. Gene Ontology annotation, molecular function: zinc ion binding; SUMO ligase activity. The record is from RefSeq and is a predicted model, not a curated record. The coding region runs from base 483 to 3311 and encodes 942 amino acids. The transcript is spliced from 21 exons. Gene Ontology annotation, biological process: protein sumoylation; regulation of transcription by RNA polymerase II. NCBI's taxonomy places the organism in Eukaryota, Metazoa, Chordata, Actinopteri, Pleuronectiformes, Scophthalmidae.
CCCCCCCUCCCUCCCGCUGCAGUCCGACCUGCUGCUUCUCUCACCGGCAGCAGCGAUGCAGAGGAGACACGGUUCUUCUCCGGCGCUCAGCUCCACAUUAACCGGACCAUAAGUGACUAAAGUCGGAUCUGAUCUCUUUGUGCGGAGCUGCGGGGGAUGGUGUCGCCUCCUGGAGCCGGAUGAGCAGCCGCAGAGGAGGGAGGGAGGACUAGCUGGAGGAGCAGCCGGGGCUGCUGGGUGAAACUCGGCUUCCGUGGAGGAUUUCACCGGGACAUUCUUGUUAAUAUUCUCGACCCCGUCUUUGAGCAGACUCCCCCCACUGGUGGCGAUUGACUUCGGGAUUGGCGCUUGGUCCUCGAUGCCCCGGAGGCCCGGAGGAGCCCAGACUGCGGAGCCCCGGAGCAGGGCUCGGACACCGGGCAAGUAGCGGAGGAGUCUGUCUGUCUCUCUGUCUGACUGGACUCUGCUGAGCCUCGUCCACCAUGAACCCUCUGAACCAGAUGAAGGCUGGACUGGGCAACAACCCACACAGCGACGGCUCGUAUCCCUACGACCCCUCCAGCUGGCAGCAGCAGUCCAAUCAGCCGACUGGAUCCCUCUCCGUGGUAACCACCGUCUGGGGAGUGACCAACCCUUCGGCCAGCCAGGGGCUGGGCGGAGGAGUGAUGGGGCCCGGGGCCAACCAAGGAGGGGGGCCCAUGAUGCAGGGCCCUGGGGGUCCAGGCAUGGCCGGAGGGCCCGGUGGCUACAUGGGCCAGCAGGGCUACGGAGAGCCCAACAAGGGCUACAUGAACCAGGGCAUGUACGGCCGCACGAGCGGGGGCUACGCCGGAGGACCGGGAGGCUACACGAGCAGUUACCCGUCCAACCCCGGUGCCUCCAGAGGCUCUGCUGACUUCACUCAAGCCGCCGCCGCGGCCGUAGCCGCUGCCGCUGCCACAGCGACCGCCACUGCCACGGCAACCGUCGCCGCCAUCCAGGAGAAACAAAACCAAGAGAUGAACUACGGACAGAUGGGAGGUCAGGCCUAUAACAGCCAGUUCAUGGCCCACUCGGGCCCCCGUGGCCCCCCUGGAGGCAUGGGCCCUGGAGGCAUGGGCCCUGGUCCAGGGCCUACCAGGGGGCCCCCCUCAAUGGGCCCCAUGUACGGACCUGGUGGGGGCCCACAGAGGGUCCCCCAGCACCCAAACUAUGGUCCUGGACCCCAGCAGGGCCACCUGAGGCCCCCGCAGGGUCUGAAGCGGCCCUACAGCUCCGAGUCGUUCCCAGGAAUGUCGCAGCAGUACGGUGUUCCCGUCGGCUCCGGUGUGAACGUGAUGUCGGGUCCUGGCGGCGGCGGGAUGGCGGGUUCAGGGGGAGGCGGUCACCCCGGGCCUGGUCCGUACUCCGGACCCAACAUGCAGUACCACCCAGGUCCCGGUGGUCCAGGCCCCGCCCCCCAGCGCUCAGGCUCCUCCCCCUCCUAUCAGAGCCAUAAAAUGUCCCUCCCACAGUACCCCCCCUCCGGACCCCCCAACUCGCAGUACUACAAGCAGGAGCAGUUUAACGGUCAGGGUGGAGGAUUAAACCCUCUGACCACAGGGGGCGCUGGUGUCUACAACUCCUUCAGCCAACCAUCAGGGCCUGGUCGAGGGUUGCCAGGUUACCCCUCCUCCCCAGUACCCGGUAACCCGACCCCUCCCAUCACCCCCAGCAGUUCCAUGGCCCCGCCCUACAUGUCGCCGGGCAACAGUGAUGUCAAACCAUCACCCUCUUCCUUCCUGCCUGACAUCAAACCCAACAUGGCCGGCCUGGUCCCGCCCCCUCCUACAGGUAACCCCAGCGACGACCUGCGGCUGACCUUCCCGGUGCGAGACGGCGUGGUCCUAGAGCCCUUCAGGUUAGAGCACAACCUGGCCGUCAGCAACCACGUCUUCCAGCUGCGAGACUCCGUCUACAAGACGCUCAUCAUGAGACCUGACCUGGAGCUGCAGUUUAAGUGUUACCACCACGAGGAUCGACAGAUGAACACGAACUGGCCCGCCUCCGUCCAGGUAAGCGUGAACGCGACGCCUCUCACCAUCGAGCGAGGCGACAACAAAACUUCCCAUAAGCCUUUGUACCUGAAGCAGGUGUGUCAGCCAGGAAGGAACACGAUCCAGAUCACAGUGACCGCCUGCUGCUGCUCCCACCUGUUCGUCCUGCAGCUCGUCCACCGUCCGUCCGUCCGCUCCGUGCUCCAGGGGCUGAUGAAGAAGAGGCUGCUGCCGGCGGAACACUGCGUCACCAAGAUCAAAAGGAACUUCAGCAGCGGUUCAAUUCCCGGGACCCCAGGGCUGAAUGGAGAGGACGGCGUUGAGCAGACGGCAAUCAGGGUCUCGCUCAAAUGUCCCAUCACCUUCCGCCGCAUCCAGCUGCCGGCCAGAGGUCACGACUGCCGACACAUACAGUGUUUUGACCUGGAGUCGUACCUGCAGCUCAACUGUGAACGAGGAACCUGGCGAUGCCCCGUGUGCAAUAAGACAGCUCUGUUAGAAGGUCUGGAGGUGGAUCAGUACAUGCUGGGGAUCCUCAUCUACGUUCAAAACUCGGAGUACGAGGAGAUCACAAUCGACCCGGUGUGCAGCUGGAAGCCGGUCCCGGUGAAGCCUGACAUCCACGUGAAGGAGGAGUCUGACGGGCCAGUGCUUAAGCGCUGCAGGACGCUGAGCCCGAGUCACAUGGUUCUGCCCAGCGUCAUGGAGAUGAUCGCCUCGCUCGGCCCCGCCCCCUCCGCCUCCUCCCCCAUGCCCUACCCCUCCUUGACCGCAGGGGGCGGCGGCAACAGCGGUCACACCCCCGACUACCCCGGACCAGCUCCGUCCUACUCUCAGUCCGGGAGUUUCUCUGACUACAGCGGUCCCGGGACUCCGGGGGUCGGGGGGGACUUCUCCUCCCCCGGGCCCCCCCCCCUCUCCUAUCAGUCUGAACUGUCCAGUGCCCUCCUCACCCCCGACAAGCCCCCCCCUCACCCACUGGCCGGACAGAUGUCUGUCUCAGGCCGUAUGGACUCCACUUCCCAUGGUGCACCUCUCUCCCAGCAGCAGGCACAGGGUCUCCACGGCAACUCCCAAAUGGGGGGCGGCAACAGCCAGAUGAUGCAGCGUAGCAACCAGAACCCCCGUCUCCAAGGCGACGGCUCCUUCGGGCUCGGGGGGCCGGACGUUCCAGAACCUUCUCUGGACCUGCUUCCUGAGCUGACCAAUCCCGACGAGCUGCUGUCGUACCUCGGGCCUCCAGAUCUGCCUAGCAACAAUAACGACGACCUGCUAUCGCUGUUUGAGAACAACUGAACGCGCGCGCGCACACACACACACACACACACACACACACACACACACACACACACACACACACACACACAUACACACACACGUUGAUGUUACUGUAACAUACGAACUCUCCGGCUCUUCGCCCGCCAACACGACCGUCGGUCCAAAAUGGCUGCCGCCUGCACAGGAAGGAGCGGACGAUAAACAGGAAACAAAAGAGGAAAAAAAACAAAAAACUUUUAAAUAUGAAAACUCUUUGAUGUGACGAUGAACUUGUAAUUUUAUUUUAUUUUUUAUUCUGUCUCUGUAUUUCGAUGCUUCAUGGUUCAUUCCCUGUCGAAGCGUCGCUGCUCACAGACGCUACAGACGAGUCGGUGUCACGUUCACAGACCAGUCGAUGUGAGCCGAAACAUUUUCUGAAACACGGUUGAUUUGACUCUGUUUCCUCUCAUGAUGUUUUCUUCGCAUAAACUUUAAAUCAUGUGAAACUUUCUUUAUAGAAAACGAUUCAUCUAAAAAGUGAAAAAAAAAUCCAUCAAUCCUCUGUUUCCUAAUUCAUCUGAUCUAAAGAAAAACCAGGACGUGUUCCAACAUGCUGCGUUACAGGACACGCCUCCGUACAGGACACGCCUCACUGAUUGGCUGGAUGUGGCCACGCCUCCGCCGCCAUCACAUCACAGAACGAGGAACAUUCUGAUCCGAUAAGGCACAACAGACGUUCUGCUGGCAGCCGGGUCUCUCCACCUCAGUUGACCUUCAUCACUGAGCGUGUCGGAGGAACUGUUCCACAGUUCUAAUGUUCCGCCCUGAAUCAGAGGUUAAAUGGCAAAAAGUGUAAACGUGGCCCGACCUCGCUCGACUUGUUCACACCGGCAACUUCCUGUCUGGGGCGCCGUCGUCUCUCCUCGGCUUGAACUUGCGGCGCCCUGAACGCAGCACGAGGCUUUCAGGUUUCCCAAAGACAAACAGAAAUAUGAAGAAGAAGAGGAAACACUGAUUGUUUGAUCGUUGCCACAGAUUGUAUAUGUGAUAAUAAACAACAGUUCAUCUUCCUCA